AGCGGUGGCUACCGUUACCGUUACACUCUAUAUAAACAUAUCCUACAACACCGUUACGCUUUCUGACACACCACAUUCGUAGAUCUAUACUAACUGAAAAGAUGGGGCUACUCUCCGAGGGAUCCCCUCUAAGCUGGGAGGAAACCAAGAAACACGCGGACCAUGUGAGGAAGCAUGGCAUUCGACAGUUUAUAAAUCUCUACAGAAAACUGAAGGAUAUCAAAAAGGACGUGCUUUACUGGGGAGAUGAGGUUGAGUACAUGCUGGUUAAGUUUGAUGACGAGAAGAAGACGGCAAGACUACGACUGGAUGCUGAUCGUGUUCUAGCUAUACUGCAACAACAAGAAAAGGACACACCUCAUGAUCAUCCAACAACAUGGCGACCAGAGUAUGCCUCAUACAUGGUGGAGGGUACCCCCGGUAAACCCUAUGGUGGACUCUUUGCUCACUUCAAUGUGGUGGAGGCCAACAUGAAACUGAGGAGAGAAGAAAUCCAGAAAUGCCUUGGAACAAAUGAAGUCCCUCUCAGUUUGACUUCAUAUCCAAGGACUGGAUGUGGUGUGUUUUCCGAUCCACCCACUCAACCCGACCCUGUCAAUGGUGCCUCACGCUCACUAUUCUAUCCUGACCAAGUUGUCUACCUUGGACAUCCACGCUUCCUAACAUUGACAAGAAAUAUCCGAGAAAGACGCGAGGAGAAAGUGUGCAUCAAUAUUCCAGUGUUCAAGGAUACCAAUACCAAGUCACCAUUUGUAGAGGAUUAUCUCCCCCUGAAUGAUGAUGGAGAGGGAGCUGCAGCAGCACGGCCAGACCAUAUUUACAUGGACUGUAUGGGUUUUGGGAUGGGCUGUUCCUGCCUCCAGGUUACCUUCCAAGCCUGCAACAUUAAUGAGGCACGACACCUGUACGACCAACUCACUCCGCUCUGUCCAAUACUGCUGGCCCUGAGUGCAGCCUCACCAGUGUACAGAGGCCACUUGUCAGAUAUAGAUGCUCGGUGGACUGUCAUCUCACAGUCCGUAGAUGAUCGCACUAAGGAGGAGAGAGGGGAAAAGGAGUUAAAACAUAACAAAUGCCGCAUCCCAAAGUCACGGUACGAUAGUAUCGACAGCUAUUUAAACGAAGUUAAUGAGCCAUACAAUGAUGUUGAUCUGUGUAUAGACCAAGAACUUUGUAACCAGCUGAUGGAAGCAGGUAUAGAUCGGACAUUGUCUCGACACAUAGCACAUCUGUUUAUACGCGAUCCAAUUUCCCUAUUCAGUGAGAAGAUCAACCAGGAUGAUAGUACAGACACGGACCACUUUGAGAACAUUCAGUCAACAAAUUGGCAGACAAUGCGAUUCAAGCCUCCCCCUCCAAACAGUGAUAUUGGCUGGAGAGUUGAGUUCAGGCCCAUGGAAGUCCAACUGUCUGACUUUGAGAAUGCUGCUUAUGUAGUAUUUAUAGUACUACUGACCAGAGUCAUCUUGACAUACAAUCUUAACCUAGUAAUACCUAUCUCAAAGGUAGACGAGAAUAUGAAGACAGCCCAUCAGAGGGAUGCAGUGUUGGAUGGCAAAUUCCACUUUAGAAAGGAACUUUUCACAAUGUGCUCCCCUGAGGAGAUUGCCCAGUGCAUGGCCAAGGGCUGCCCCCGCAAGAAGUGUGAUUGUAUGGAUGACGAGUAUCAACAAAUGUCAAUAAAUGAAAUCAUCAAUGGCAAUGGUGAAUUCCCUGGUCUGAUUCCUCUGAUCGAGAAGUAUAUUGCUAAUGUAGACACAGACGUAGAUACCUGCUGUACAUUGUCAAACUACCUCAAGUUCAUCUCAAAGAAGGCGUCGGGAGAACUGAAGACAACAUCAAAAUGGAUCCGUGAGUUUAUACGGGGCCACCCUGACUACAAAUUUGAUUCUGUUGUGCCAGAAACAAUAAAUUAUGACUUGAUGAAGCUGUGUUCGAGUAUAUCGACAGGUGAGAUGUUGUCGCCGCUGAUUCAGCAGACUGUGUCAUCGAAAACCUCAGACAACAUUCCAACGGCUAUGUCAAAAGCUGAGGGCUAUCUCAACCAGAAAAAUCCCAGGGCUCGCACAUCCAACGGCCUGCCACCUUAAGUGCAAUGGUCAGAAAUGUCAAGCUACAUUUGUGACAUGAACACAUUUUUUCAUGAAAAUGAUUCAUGCAAAGUUGUUGGCUUUUGAAUUAUUUAUCUCUAUAAUAGUAGGUACUUUGUUCUUUAAAGGGUGUGGUGUGCCUUUGAACAUGUGAUUUUAACUCUUGACUUGCUCGAAAAUAAACUUAUUAAGUGGAUCAAA
Messenger RNA from Pecten maximus, 2291 nucleotides. RefSeq names its product glutamate--cysteine ligase catalytic subunit-like. Gene Ontology annotation, cellular component: glutamate-cysteine ligase complex. Gene Ontology annotation, molecular function: glutamate-cysteine ligase activity. Bases 102 to 2090 code for a protein of 662 amino acids. Lineage: Eukaryota; Metazoa; Mollusca; Bivalvia; Pectinida; Pectinidae. The record is from RefSeq and is a predicted model, not a curated record. The transcript is spliced from 16 exons. Gene Ontology annotation, biological process: glutathione biosynthetic process.